This is a messenger RNA of Mangifera indica (mango), 764 nucleotides long. RefSeq names its product 18.1 kDa class I heat shock protein-like. Lineage: Eukaryota; Viridiplantae; Streptophyta; Magnoliopsida; Sapindales; Anacardiaceae. Gene Ontology annotation, biological process: protein complex oligomerization; response to hydrogen peroxide; protein folding. The coding region runs from base 60 to 533 and encodes 157 amino acids. The record is from RefSeq and is a predicted model, not a curated record. The transcript has a single exon.
CAAGCUUUAUAUUGAAACCAAACCAAUCGUUUCAAACGAAAAGCUAAGAAAUUAAACAUAUGGCGCUAAGUCUUUUCGGUGGCCGAAGGAGCAACGUCUUCGACCCUUUCUCUCUUGACAUAUGGGAUCCUUUAGAGGGCUUCCCAUUCACCACUACUGUUGCUAACGCAUCCUCCUCUGCAGGCGACACCUCAGCCAUCGCCAACACCAGAAUCGACUGGAAGGAGACCCCGGAAGCCCACGUGUUCCAGGCUGAUCUUCCAGGGCUGAAGAAGGAGGAAGUGAAAGUGGAGGUUGAAGACGGAAGGGUUCUCAGGAUAAGUGGAGAGAGAAGCAGAGAGAAUGAAGAUAAGAACGAUAAGUGGCACCGCCUUGAGAGGAGUAGUGGGAAGUUUAUGAGGAGGUUCAGGCUGCCGGAGAAUGCUAAGAUGGAUCAGAUCAAAGCUUUCAUGGAGAAUGGUGUGCUUACUGUGACUGUGCCGAAGCAGGAAGAGAAGAAGCCUGAGGUUAAGUCCAUUGAAAUCUCCAGUUAAACUGAAAGAAAUUAAGUGUAGUUUGAGCUUAAAUGUUGUUUAAUAUGUUUUGAGAAAUGUGUGGUGUUUGUGGUUAUUUAAUGUAAUAAGGCGGUUAGCCCGAGAGCCACUGAAUGUAAUAGUUGUCGUUUUUUUCUUGUGUUGAAGAACAAAUUGUCUUAAGAACUAUGGCAUAUGUUGUAUGUAAAUAGUAGUAUCAUAAUAUAUAUUAAAAUUUUAAUUUUUUAGAUA